Molecule: messenger RNA, 4336 nt
Organism: Prorocentrum cordatum
Lineage: Eukaryota; Dinophyceae; Prorocentrales; Prorocentraceae
Source: the annotation of a GenBank genome assembly
GCUCGAGCCGCCUCUCCCGGGGACCGGCGCGGCCGCCGUGGGGGCCGCGCACGGCCGAGAGCUCGCAGGCCUCCGCCCUGGGGCUCGGGGCUGCGCAGGAGAGAAGCCUCCUCCUCCUCCUCCUCCUCCUCCUCCUGCUUGUCCACCGCCGAGUGACGCUCCCGAGCAGCUCCGUUUCUUGCUGCCGCCGCCAUGUUCAUCGAGGAGCUGAUCCUUGACGGCUUCAAGUCGUACUCCACGCGAACGAGCGUGGGUCCCUUCGACAAGCAGUUCAACGCGAUCACGGGCCUGAACGGGAGCGGCAAGUCGAACAUCCUCGACUCCAUCUGUUUUGUUCUUGGCAUCUCGAAUUUACAGCAGGUUCGGGUGGGUAAUCUAUCGGAGCUGGUGUAUAAGCAGGGCCAGGCAGGAGUCACGAAGGCUAGCGUCACGGUGGUAUUCAACAACGAGGACAAGUCCUGCGGCCCAGUCGGCUACGAGAUGCACGAUCGUAUCACGAUCACCAGGCAGAUCGUCAUUGGUGGCCGCAACCGGUAUCUAUUGAACUCCCAUAACGUGCAGCAGAAUCAGAUCCAGAACUUGUUCCAUUCGGUCUCCCUCAACGUGAACAACCCGCACUUCCUGAUCAUGCAAGGGCGCAUCACAAAGGUGAUCAACAUGAAGCCGCAAGAGACCCUCUCCAUGAUAGAGGAAGCGGCGGGCACCCGCAUGUACGAAAACAAAAAGGCUGGCGCGCUCAAGACCCUCGAGAAGAAGCAGGCCAAGGUCGACGAGAUCAACAAGCUGCUCUCCGAGGAGAUCACGCCCACUCUGGAGAAGCUCCAAAAGGAGCGUCAGAACUACAUGCUGUGGGUGUCCAACAACAACGAGAUGGAGCGCCUCCAGAGGUUUUGCAUCGCCUACGAGUUCCUUCAGGUCCAGGACCGCCUCCAGAACCGUAACAAGCACCUUGAGCAGAUGGAGGAGGCGCUGCAGGCACUCGUGAGCAGCGUGAAGCAGCUGGACGACCGCGACGUCGAAAUCCAGAGCCUGAUCAAGCAGCAGACGGCCCAGCGCGACAAUGAGCACUCCAAGGAGUUGAAGAAGCUCGAGGAGGAACAUUCGAAGCUGUCGAAGGACGUGGUGUCGAGCGAGUCGAAGCUGAAGAAUCGCGAGUCCGACCUGCAGACGCAGCAGGAGGCGCGCAAGCAGGCGCAGGGGGCCCUCGGCGAGCUGCGCAGGCAGAUGGAGUCGAAGGAGAAGGUGUACCAGAAGGAGAAGGAGAAGUGGGACGCCCUCAUCGACCAGCAGAACAGCUUCAAGAAGGACAUCGAGAAGGCCCAGUGGCAGAUGUCCGCGCUCACCGCCGGCAUGGCGGCGCAGCCGGUGCCGGACGGCGAGGGGGAGGACAAGUCGCUCCGAGAGCAGCUCCUCGAGACGCAGACGAGGCUGCAAACCCUGGACUCCGAGCAGAAAAAGCGGUCCCUAGGCAUCGCGAACCUCAAAGAGCGCAUCGCCUCCAUGGAGCAGAACAUGUCCAAGAGCAAGACUGAGGGGAAGCGGCUGCUGAAGGAGAAGGCGGCCAUCGAGGCCCACAUCACGGAGCGGCGCUCGGAGCUGCAGAAGCUCAGGUUCGACCCCGAGGGCCACGCGAAGCUCGUGGGGGCCGUGCGCGAGGGCGAGGCUGCGCUGCUCUCGCUGCAGCAGAAGUUCAACAGUCUGCGAGCGUGCGCCGGCCAGGUCGAGUUCAAUUUCGAGGAGUGCAAGCAGAAGACGAAGGCCAUGGGCCGCGACCCGAACAGCGUGAAGGGAGUCGUCGCCAAGCUCUUCCACAUCCAGCCGGACUUUGGGUCAUAUCACCGCGCCCUGGAGGUUGUGGCCGGCGGCAGGCUGUACUUCAUCGUGACGGACACCGACGCCACGGCUAAACCGCUCCUCGAGCCAGGCCAGCUGCGCAACCGCGUCCACAUCAUCCCGCUCAACAAGGUCCAGGACCGGACCAUCCACCCGAACGUCGUGAGGCAGGCGAGGAACGUGAUGCCGCCCGGGGGCGACGUGCAGUGGGCCCUUGAGAUCGUCGGCUUCCAGAAGGACGUCCAGGCCGUGAUGAAGUUCGUUUUCGGAGGCUCGCUGGUCUGCGACACCCCCGAGACCGCCAAGAAGGUGACCUUCCACCCAGACGUCCGCGUGAGGUCGGUCACCAAGCAGGGCGACACCUACGAUCCCCAGGGCACCCUCACCGGGGGCUCCGCGCCCCGGGGUGGCGGCGUCCUCCAGCAGCUGCAGGCGCUGCAGGAGGUGGAGAGGCAGGUCCACGCCCAGCAGUCCGAGUACCAGAAGCUGCGCGCCGAGCUCGAGAAGAACAAGGCCGCGGCGACCCAGUACGCGGCGCUGGAGCAGGAGCUCAAGGUGAGGGAGCACGAGUUCACCCUGAUGCAGGAUACCAUCAGCCGCAGCGCGCACCACGCCUCCGAGACUGCGGUGCAGGAGGCCCGGGAGCAGCUUUCCUCGCUGGAGGAGGCGCUGAAGAACAUGCCAGAUGAGAAGAGGCAGCUCGAGAAGCAGGUCAAGUUGUUGGAGAAAGACAUCAAGAACCUCGAUUCCAGCCGCGAGGGCCGGAUCAAGCACCUUGAGGAGCAGGUCGAGCGACUGAAGGGCGAGGCGACGAAGCACGCCGAGAAGAUCGAGAAACAGCGCGAGAAGUUCGAGUCUCUCCACGUGGAGUACGAGGUUGCCAAGGGCGAGCUCGGGGCGCAUGAGGGGAAGGACCAGGCGACGGUGCAGAGCCACGGCGACUUCGAGGCCGAGACGCUGGCCCUAAAGGACAGCCUGCAGAGGCAGAGGGAGGCACACCAGAGGCUGGGCGAGAAGCUGGAGGGCAUGCGUGACCACCUCAAGAAGCUGGACGAGAGCCUCGCCGGGCUCGCCGCGGAGUCCUCCGCGAACCGCCAACAGCGGGAGGAGCAGGAGCUCGAGCAGAAGAAGAGGCGGCACAAGAUCGAGGAGCUCCAGAAGGACGACAAGCAGGCCAGCAGCGUGGUGCUCAGGAUGGAGAAGGAGCACCCUUGGAUCGAGAAGGACAAGAACAUAUUUGGCAAGAAGGGCACCGACUUCGACUUCGAGGCCAACGAUUACGGCGAGAAUAAGAAGAGGUGCGACGAGCUGGAGAAGCAGCAGAACAGGUUGUCGAAAAACAUCAACAAGAAGGCGAUGGUGAUGUUCGAGAAGGCCGAGCAGGAAUACAAGGACCUCCUCCAGAAGAGGGACAUAAUAUUGAACGACAAGUGCAAGAUCGAGCAGGUCAUUCACGACCUGGACGACAAGAAGGCUGAGACGCUCCGCCGUACAUGGGUCAAGGUGAACAAGGACUUCGACUCCAUCUUCGCGACGCUUCUGCCGCAUGCCAACGCCAAGCUCGAGCCCCCAGAGGGCAUAGACGCCACCGAGGGCCUCGAGAUCAAGGUGGCCUUCCACGGGGCCUGGAAGCAGUCUCUGACCGAGCUCAGCGGAGGCCAGCGGUCGCUGCUUGCCCUGUCGCUGGUGCUGGCCCUGCUGCUCUUCAAGCCGGCGCCGAUGUACAUCUUGGACGAGAUCGAUUCCGCAUUGGAUCUGAGCCAUACGCAGAACAUCGGCGCGAUGAUCCGCCAGCACUUCCCCCACUCUCAGUUCAUCAUCGUGUCGCUGAAGGAAGGUAUGUUCAACCACGCGAACGUGCUCUUCCGAACCCGCUUCAUCGACGGCACAUCGACCGUCGCCCGGUAUGCCAUCCGGGACGCCGACGACAGGGUCGCGGUCCCCGAGAAGGACGGAGAUCCUGCGAGGAAGAAAAUGAAGAGGGCGGGCGCGUAGACGUGAUGCCCCCCUGCCAUGAUGCGCGCUCUUCCGGUUGCAAUACGCGAGCCUAGUAGCAAGGGUGUGGGACGAUAUGCUCUCUCUUUUCUGCGGGAACCGUCGGGUAAUAUUGUCGCUAUGUACAGCAGGGCGACAAGACGCGUUCCCACUGCACGCUUUACAAUACAGCUGUGUUUGAGUGGUGUCAGGAAUGGGAGGGGAUGGAGCACCCAUCGCUUACAUUUAGUUGAGGAGGUAGGGGAUUGUGAUCCACGCGCGGGCAGUCUUGCUGUGGCGCACGUACUCAGCAGCGUGUAAGCCACCGCACCUUGUGGGGAUGCGCACUGAAUUCUGCCAGUGCCGCCGAAUUAAUUGCCAUGAAGAGCGCGUUGCGCGCUUCUUGGCUUGGGAGCGCAGUGUGACAGGCGAGUUGGGCUUGCGCGACGUAGGAGGUCGCCAGCGCCUUUCGGCACACACCACACAAUAAAACAUCGAGGGACGUACCCAACGCGUUUGCAACGAGUGG